GUCUGUGAACUGCCAACGCGUUAUGAGCGGAAUGACAAGCCAAGGCUGAACGCAGCCCAGGUAAGAAACCUUGAAGCCAAUAAACAGAGAAAGAAAAUAUGUUAUGUGUAUUAAAAAGGCAAACAGAUGAAAAUAAAAACAGACGGAGGCCGAUAUAUUCCUUAAAUUCUUAUCCCUGAAAAGAUGCGCUUGGCAUGGGAUGCUUUCCUGAGCUUCCUCUAUUCUUCAUCUUCACUUGAUGGAAGAGGGAUGGAGAAACAAGCUCGUUCUGUGUGAUUCACCCUCCUGCUGCUGAAGCGAUGAGUAACCUGCUCCAAAACACUUCACUUUUGAAUUGGGAUGUAUUAGAGGAAAGAAACACGUCAUCUCCCCCGUCCUGGGAGCUGGAGCCGGUGCCCGUGAUCGUUAACCCGUGGGACGUGCUGCUGUGUGUGACGGGAACGCUCAUGUCCUGCGAGAACGCAGUGGUGAUCGCUCUCAUCGCCUACACGCCCACACUGAGAGCACCUAUGUUCGUCCUCAUCGGGAGUCUAGCGUUCGCUGACCUCCUGGCCGGCCUGGGCCUGAUCCUCAAUUUCAUUGUAACUUACAUAAUCGAUUCGGGAUUUGUCACGCUGCUGUCGACGGGGCUCGUCAUCACAGCCUUCUCGGCGUCUGUGCUCAACAUCCUGGCGAUAACCGUGGACCGUUACCUGUCGCUGUACAACGCGUUGACGUACCACACCGAGGGCACGGUGAUGUUCACUUACAUCACACUCAUCCUGUUGUGGGUCAUCAGCACCGCGCUCGGUUCGCUCCCUGUCCUGGGCUGGAACUGUUUGGAGGAUGAGAGCACCUGUAGCAUCUGUCGACCGGUGAACAAAAACAACGCCGCGGCGCUCGCCGUGUCCUUGCUCCUGGUCUUCGCUCUCAUUCUGCAGCUGUACCUCCAGAUCUGUAAGAUCGCUUUCCGGCACGCUCAGCAAAUCGCUGUUCAGCGUCAGUUUAUGACUACCUCGCACUCAUCUUCCACCACGAAAGGGGUCUCCACCCUCACCACCAUCCUGGGCACUUUCGCCUUCUGUUGGAUCCCUCUCGCCAUGUACUCACUGGUGGCCGACUCUCGAACCCCUGUGAUCUACACCUACGCCACUUCUCUUCCGGCCAUCUGCCACUCCAUCAUUAACCCCAUGAUAUAUGCGUUCAGGAACCCUGAAAUUCUCCGAUCUUUGAGGAUUGCUUGUUGCUGGUGCAUGCCUUACAGUUUCAUCAUGCGACCCAGGACCCCCAGCGAUGUGUAGCGUCUUCAGAUUAAAGCACAAUGUUAGCGGUGGCCUGUCUGUAAAGCACAUGGCGCGUAUAAUCCACAUAUUGUAAUCCAGUGGAGUGGGUAAAUAUUUUUUUAUUUGGCCAAUUUGGUAGCACUUCAUAUCUUUGUGUCCAUGUUACAUGUAUAGUAUGAUAAGUUACUAUUACGAUUAAUUGGUAGUUGGAAUAAUUUUAUAUAACAUAAAGUUUAAUUUCUUUACGUAAAGGUAAAAAAUGAGAUUGGGAGGGAAACAUUUGGUGCUUUUAUGUUGCUCAAUUUGGUUUGAUAACAAAACUUUCAUAUUGGAUAUAAUAUGAAGUUGGAGAAAAUAUUUUACUAUGUAAUAUUAUAUAAUAAUAUAAUAUAAUUUUAUAUAUUUUAAUGUUUUGCAUUCGCUCACAAAGAUUUUGUGUUCCCCAUGAAAUGUAUUUGCUUGAUUGCAACUUUUAUGACAGAGAUAAUAUGGGGUGGAAAAAAGGCUAUAUUUUACAGUUUUUGUGUUCUGUGAAUUUUCAGUUCUCUUGCAAGAUUUUUACUUUCCCCCGUGAAAUUUUGUAAACUUGCAAUAUUAUGAUGUGGAAAGAAAACCUUUAUUUCAUUGUUUUUGGAUUCUCUCGCAAGAGUUUAACAUUCCUCCGAAAAAACUUUGCAUUCGCUUGCAAUUUUUUUUUGUCUACAAUAAUAUGAUGACUGUACUGGGCAAAUAACACUGUAAUGUAAAGAUUGACCUGCAAUGUCUGUAGUGAUGUUUGGUGGCAUUGAUGUAAAUGGAUGUUUCUAUAUGCAUUUAGACAGUAUUCCAGUAUUGCAUUUCAACACAGAUAAUGAAAAGGGUAUAUAUAGGCCUUUAAUUAUCCAAAUGUAGCAUACACAUUCUACAAAUGUUCCACUUAAAAUGGUAACAGGAUUUUAAAGAAAUGAUUUCCACAGCGUGUCACUAUUAAUUUGUGCAAUCAAACUAACCACUGUACAAUAUUCCAUUGGUGUGCCAUUCUGUUCCUGCUUGUUCAUGUUCAGGAACCCUAUCAGUGAUUUGUUUAGGAUAGCAGAACGUGUGUUAAACUAGACAGUUAUUAAAAUAUUAAUGCAUCAUGUUUGGGGUUUAAGUUCUCUACAUCAUAUGCUGAUAUAUAUUGAUGUGAUCUUCCAGGUAUUGUUACAACACUACCAUACAAACAGACAUUGAGAUAAUCGUUUUCUGUAGUACACUAUUGAUUGCUUUCUAUUUCAAAUGAUCUAAAUGAUGUUGUGCGAAUGUGUGGUUCAGUAUGCCUUAUCUGCACUUGCUUUGAAUGUUGCAAACAGUUUUGCAAUCAUUUUAUAUUUGUAAAUGCAAUGGUAAAUAGAGAAGAGUUGUGUUUGUAUUCACAGUCAUUUUUAGUAGAUUGUGGGGUCCGCUGUGAAAACAUAAGUUUCAUCUACUUAAAGGGUGUGAUAACGUGUAGUUUGGUUUGAUGAGAUGUCUGCUCACCUGAGACAACAUCUUCUAGUAGAGGCAGCCAAAGAAUCAAAUGUGAUGUUGUAUUUACAGAACUUGAAUGAAACUACAGUGUUAUUUAAAAUAUUAUAGUAUAAAAUGUCUAGAUGUCUGAAUGUACUGUGCAUUGAUGAAAGUUUCACAUUAGCAGCUGUGAUUGUCUCAGACUUUAUAAGACAGUUUAACAUAAAAUAUUGGUCUUUAUACAUGACAGUGUUACAUUGCAAUUAUUUUCUGCUUAAAAUUUAUAUAGAAGUAUAUUUUUAUACUUGAUUCGAAAGUUGCACUCCUUGUGUGUUGAGCAGGGUCCCAUUAAUAUCAUGUCACAGUGUCACUGAUCUCUGUCCAGCAAUUACUCCAGAAACCUGUCUGUUUCAAUGCCCCCCUUUGUCUAAGACAAUAUUCAAAGGCCCUUUUAGCUAAGCUGAUGUGUAUCUCUGAUACUUCAGUUGUAAUGAUAAUAAAUGCAUUUAAAAAGA
Carassius gibelio (silver crucian carp) is the source of this 3244-nucleotide messenger RNA. RefSeq names its product G-protein coupled receptor 12-like. Gene Ontology annotation, cellular component: membrane. The coding region runs from base 300 to 1280 and encodes 326 amino acids. The transcript has 2 exons. Gene Ontology annotation, biological process: G protein-coupled receptor signaling pathway. Lineage: Eukaryota; Metazoa; Chordata; Actinopteri; Cypriniformes; Cyprinidae. Gene Ontology annotation, molecular function: G protein-coupled receptor activity. The record is from RefSeq and is a predicted model, not a curated record.